This is a messenger RNA of Gracilinanus agilis (Agile Gracile Mouse Opossum), 2935 nucleotides long. RefSeq names its product cell cycle regulator of NHEJ (gene CYREN). The record is from RefSeq and is a predicted model, not a curated record. The transcript is spliced from 5 exons. NCBI's taxonomy places the organism in Eukaryota, Metazoa, Chordata, Mammalia, Didelphimorphia, Didelphidae. The coding region runs from base 174 to 635 and encodes 153 amino acids. Gene Ontology annotation, biological process: negative regulation of double-strand break repair via nonhomologous end joining; double-strand break repair via nonhomologous end joining. Gene Ontology annotation, cellular component: cytoplasm; nucleus.
GCCGGAGCUGGGACGGACACCCUGGGGGCGAAGAAGGCGCGGAUCCUAGCAAAGGUCUCGAGCCUCAGACGGUGGUUGUUUUUGCUGCCUCAAAACAGGAAGGUCAUCAGUGGGCAUUUUCUUCACCUGUGGCACUACCUGGGUACUGAGCACACUGCCUGGGGACUGGAAAUAUGGCAGAUAUACAGCCUGAGAAUAAAAAGAGGGAUCUUCCUCCAUGGAUGACAGCCCAGGUGCCUGGGAGGAAAUCAGUACCAAUGUGGAGGCCAGCUAAGGGGAAAAAGAUCACAGUGCAGGCAGCAGAUGCAUCAUCAAGUCUGCACCCUAUCCGAACUGUGUACUUCAUGAAUGAAACAGAACUGGUGGAUGUUGCUCUGGGUGUCCUGGUUGAGUACCGUAAACAGGAAAAGCCUUUGGAGAACACAUUGCUGCUGGGAACUGAUAAGGACCAAAUUGUACAGCCUGAGUCUCCCUGGGCUUCUGGGAGCAGGAGUGAUGGAGAGGAGGAGGUGGAUGAUACCCCUCAGACACGUCCCUCAAGCAAGCAGGAGUGUUCCACCUCUGGUUACAAGAAGGGCCCAGGAGAAGAGGAUGAAGAUGCUUUAAAAUAUGUGAGGGAGAUCUUUUUCAGCUGAGAAGAUAGUUGAACAAUUCAGAGUGCAUUUUGCUUUGGCAAAAGUUGCAGAUCCUGUUAUCCUGUUGAGAUACAUCCUGCAUACCUGUGAUCCACUUGUGUUCCAGUGUCCUGAGAGAGUGUUCCCAACUGCUAUGAAGAUCUCUGCUGGCCAGCCAGUAAACUGCCUCUGCGAGAAGUCCUGAAGCCAUCUUACCUAACCCAAAGAGGGUUGAUCCCUGAAAUAAAGGGAUCAGCCUAACUGCUCUGAAAAGACUAUAAAUCUAACCAAACUGUUAUCUGGGAGGAUUAUUAGCUCUGGUAGUUAGUUGGCUGGGAUUUUCUAGACAGACAGUAUAGAGAUAGCAACCAGAAGACAACCCUUUGCAGGGUUCUUAGAAGGGGUUUGGUUUAGAUAGAAACCCUUAGACUAAGGAAUUUUAUCCCCUAAAACUUCCUUCAAGUCUACAUUGGUUUAAAAUAAACCCUGUUUGCCUAAGAGUUUGAGAAGCACACCGAGUCUGUGGAGGCCUGUCUGGGCUUCUUUAUUGUGGGAUACUCUCAGUCUCGGUAUCUCACCACUACAAAAAACAAGACUAUCCACUUGUUUCAUACCCAGAUUUGGAUUACCAUAAAAAAUCAGAUAGAGGAAUACACUUCACAGAUUCAGUGUUGCAACAAAUAUAUUUAAGCCUAGGGAAAACACCUAAGUUUCAUGUGCCUUAUCAUCCACAGAGUUUAGAACAAGUGGAGAGAUUGAAUAAAGAACUAAAAACAAUGAUUGGUAAAUUAUGUACAGAAACACACUUGAAAUGGCCUGCUAUCUUGCCAUUAGCUUUAUUUUACCUCAGAAGUAAACCAAGAGGAGAUUUGCACAUAUCACCAUAUGAAAUGUUAUUUGGACAUCUAUUAGGAUUAAUUAGGGUUAAUGAGGACCAUUUGGAGUAAUUGGGAUCUUAGCAGCUAAGGACAGGGUAAAGAAUGAUGAGUAAGGUUUCUUUAAGGCCAGACAGAAUCUUGGGAAGGGUGCCUAUUGGAAUUCUGGGUAGCCUGAGUGAGUUGGUUUUCCAACUGCCAACAGACUCCUGGAGAUUUUUUUCCUAGGAGAUGGCUGGUGUUUCUGUCCCCAGAACACUGAAAAAAUGCAGUCACAGGUGAAGGAGGAGAACAGGUUAGAGUUUCUGGAAUAAAUUUGUGGGGGAAAUCAACAGAAAAGAGAAAGAGAGAGGCAGGUUUUCUCUGUGUAGCUGCUGAGAAGGCCAAGCCAUUUUGAGGCCUGCUCAGGCUGAAAAGCCUAGCUAGACCUGGAAGGGCUAGUAGUUGGAAGAGAGAGUGCUGAAAGAGAUCAAAGGAGACAGUUAUCUUAUAUAACUGAGAGGAUACUACUUAGCAUAGACCUGGGGAUUUAGAAUAGUGAUAAGGAAUUGUAAGUUAGGCUUUGGGAAAACCCUAGCAAAAAGCAGAUUCUCACAAAUCAGAGGGAAAUUGGGGAAAAAGCUUAGAUCCUUUUAGAUUUAGGGAUCCUGUCCUCAAACUGUGUUUAUCUAUACUUACCUUUCCUUAAACCUUUAAUACUUAUUAAAUAGAGGAUUUUUUACAUCUCUCUCUGCAGUUAUCCUUGUGUAGGCCCAAAACAGUUACAUGGAACUUCAGUAGCCACAAGCUAUUAGGCAUCUCCGUGAUCUACUACAAGCAGUAAAAAGAUACUGUAUCCAAUCAUCUCCCCCCCCAACAUUCCAAUAUUAACAUUUGAGAAGACAGAUUUGCUAAAGAUGCAAGCAAAGUGCAGGAACCGGAAAAAGGAAGAGAAGCAUGGAAUGUUGGUGAGAGAAGGAUUCUGAGAGCCAAUGUUAUACUGGGGAGGGACCAUUGGAACCAGGAAGAGAGUUUGGUCUGGGGCUCUCUGAAGAGAGACAGCUCUGAACCUUUAUCCUGAACUAAUGCAACAAAUCCUAAGCAAAAGUGAUUUUUGUUGAAGAUCUUUUAUAUUCCUAUAUCUGUUCCUGAAUUCCUAAACAUCUACAUCUGUGUGGACUCAGUCGAAAUAGCAGUCUACCUGUAGAGUUUACCCUGAAGGUGACUGUUCUGAGCCAGCAGUGAAUCUCUCAAUCUUGAACUGCUAACAUCCUAGAGAAUUGAUUGAUUACUUAGCCUAGGGUUAGCUAAUCUAUAGAACCCAACUAGAUUAGGGAGGAUUCCCAUGCUUGCCUCAAUUGUGGCUAAGGGCAGAAGAUUGUUGUCCAUUGGGGAUUUAGGGAUUCCUGCUACCCAUUUUCCUGAUCCAAUCUAUGCACCCUACUCUUCAAUAAACCAUCUUAUAAA